AUGGCUCUUGUGGCCCAUCGGAUGAUGUUGCCCGCGCGGCAUAGACGAAACACCACCACCCAGCAGGUGGCUCGAAACAAGGUGGGCGUUCUGUUAGUUCCAAGUGUGGCGGAUUAUUACGGCGGAGAAUUGCCACAACCUUCAGCCACGCCCACUCCGGCCGUCUCCCAGCUGCACUUGCCACAGGAUCAGCCGGAAACAGCCGCCGAUGGCAGCAGCGUAAAAGUGAGUGCAACAAGUCGGUGCAGCGAACCAAAAUCAGUUGUCUUUGCAUGCAAAAGCAAAUAGAAGAAUUUUUCCCCUGGGUAUUUUCACCAAAAAGCAGCUUCGUUUUCUCGCUUUUCUUUUCCUUCGGUUUAUGUUUUCCCGUCGCUACUUUUCUUCGACUGGCGCCAACUUUAUGUCGCUCAAUGUGUGUUACUAUUCUAUGGCUAA
Drosophila eugracilis is the source of this 435-nucleotide messenger RNA. RefSeq lists its product as uncharacterized. The transcript has a single exon. The record is from RefSeq and is a predicted model, not a curated record. NCBI's taxonomy places the organism in Eukaryota, Metazoa, Arthropoda, Insecta, Diptera, Drosophilidae.